AUGGUCUCCAAACGACUCUUAAGCAGUGCUAUCGCUGUAAUUUAUCGUCUAUGCGCUUUGGGAGUGAUUAUUGCCGCUUUCUUCGUCGGUUACAAAUACCUGCAUCCAGAAGAGUCAAUUGAUGUGAACAAAGUGUUAAAGUUAUUCAGAUAUCUCAAUUUCGCCACAUUGGUCGUAUUAUCCGUGUACUUCUUAGUCGCCGCACCACUACAAGCACUCAAACUGUUCACUAUUCAUAAAUAUCUUUAUACAAGUAUCUUUGCAUCCACCUGGACAAGUGCUGCAGUCUACUGGAUAACAUUUUUCACUUACAGAGAUGUGAUUACGGGAAUUGAAGAGUUGAAGAAUCUGCCAUUGUGGUAUAUGCAAAUCUGUUCAUCAUUUGGAGCAUUACUCAUCCUGGCCGAUUUAUUCGUAUGGAGACCACAGGCUGCAAAAUUAUUAAUCUCCCUCAUAGUCGCCUUCAUCCCAUUACUGGGCUACAAUAUCUUCAUGGAGGUUUCCAUCACAGUCUACAGUUUCAGCCCUUAUCCACAAUUAGACAAAAUUUCAACUGGUUACCGAUACCUUGUGUAUUCAAUCUCAUGGUGUUUAAUUGGCUUGUUCACUUUAUUCUGUUAUGGAUUACUUCGUUUUCUACCGAAUGGACAAAACAAGACUAACUGUUCCUCAGCAGCAAUGCCAUCCUCCUCCUCCUCAUCAUCAUCAUCAUCAACAUCCGUACACGGAAAGGCAGAUGAACAUCAACAGAAUGCGGAAGAAUCAGAACAACCAUAA
Molecule: messenger RNA, 777 nt
Organism: Trichobilharzia regenti
Lineage: Eukaryota; Metazoa; Platyhelminthes; Trematoda; Strigeidida; Schistosomatidae
Source: the annotation of a GenBank genome assembly